Thelazia callipaeda (thelaziosis nematode) is the source of this 1311-nucleotide messenger RNA. The record is from the annotation of a GenBank genome assembly. Lineage: Eukaryota; Metazoa; Nematoda; Chromadorea; Rhabditida; Thelaziidae.
AUGUUUUGUCGAUUUGAACGAUUACCUAUUUGUUCUUCUUCUGCAUUAUCACUGCUGUCAUUGAGUGUGAUGAGGAGCUUCGCGGUUGUAUCGAAAGUUACCAAAGAAAAUUUAAAUGUUGGUACAAUAGGUCACGUAGAUCAUGGGAAGACUACGUUAACCGCAGCUAUAACGAAAGUUUUAUCUGCAAAAGGCAAAACAAAAUUUGUGAGGUUUGAUGAGAUCGAUAAAGCAAAAGAAGAACAACGACGAGGUAUAACAAUAAACAUUGCACAUGUUGGUUAUGAAAGUAAUUUGCGAAGAUAUGCUCAUACAGAUUGUCCUGGACAUAGUGAUUUCAUUAAAAAUAUGAUAUGUGGUACAACGCAGAUGGAUGUUGCCAUUUUGGUAAUUGCCGCAACGGAUGGUGUUAUGGCACAAACGAAAGAGCAUCUUUUAUUGGCUAAGCAAGUGGGCGUUUCUAAGGUAGUUGUAUUUAUAAAUAAAGCAGAUCUUGUUGAUGAUGAUGUGAUGACAUUAGUAGAAAUUGAAGCUCGUGAAUUGCUUGAAGAACAUGGUUAUGGAGAUGAUUCAGUUGUUGUGAUUAAAGGAUCGGCAUUGAGAGCUUUACAUGGAGAGGACGAAAAAUGUGUAGAAAACUUAAUCUGUGCGCUAGAUCGAAUUCCUCUACCGAAGAGGCUGCAAGAUGCUCCAUUUUUAAUGCCAAUUGCAUCGCGAAUUUCAAUCACCGGCAGAGGAACUGUUAUUGUUGGAACGGUGGAGCAAGGGAAAGUGAAAAAAGGUGAUAAAGUAGAGAUCUUGGGAGAAGAUCAGUCUCUUCGCUCUGUUGUCUCUGACAUACAAGUUUUCAAAAAGAGUGUUCCUGAAGUUUGCGCUGGUGAUCACUGUGGUAUAUUAUGCCGUGGUGUGAAAGCAAAUUCAGUAUGGAGAGGUAUGUGGCUAGGAACUAUUGAUGCAAUUGUCAUGUCCAACAUUUUCAAAGUUGAAAUAUAUCUUCUAUCUGAAAAAGAAGGUGGGAGAAAUUUGGCUAUACAUUCAGGCUUCACUGAUAAAGUAUUCUGCAGUACAUGGGAUCAAGCUGGUCGCUUAGAAUUUGAAUCUGGAAUGCUCAUGCCUGGAGAACAUUGUACCGCAUAUUUAAUCUUUCUGAAAAAGAUGCCUGCACGGCAAUCAAUUCCAUUUACUAUACGCGAGACCAGUAAAAAAACGAUUGCUCGUGGAAUAAUUCGAGAAAUUUUGCCUGCUGUUAGAUUGGAGUCUUUCAGAGAUAUGAAAACCAAAGGGUUCGAAAACAUCGUUAGCCCGCAGUAA